CUUCUUCAACCUUCUAGUUUCUGGAGGGGCACCUUCAACCUGGUCCGUGGUGCACUGGCAGUGGCUCCAUUUGUUAGAAAAAAAGGAAGUAGUAAUAACACUUUGAUAUAGACACAAUGUCCUUCCUGACUAUCAGCAGGCUAGCGCCUAAACUUCUCAAUUCAAAGAAUGCCACGUACUUAUUUGUGGCAGCUAGGAAUGCCACUGCAUCAACCACAAAUCUGAAGGAUGUGUUGGCAGACCUCAUCCCAAAAGAACAGACCAGGAUUAAGAAUUUUAAACAACAGUAUGGCAAAACAAACAUAGGUCAGAUUACUGUUGACAUGGUCUAUGGUGGAAUGAGAGGGAUGAAGGGGCUGGUAUAUGAAACAUCUGUGUUGGAUCCAGAUGAGGGCAUCCGUUUCAGAGGCUACAGCAUUCCAGAGUGUCAGAAGUUGCUGCCUAAAGCUCCAGGAGGUGCGGAGCCGCUGCCUGAAGGCCUCUUUUGGCUGCUGGUAACGGGACAAGUCCCAACGGAGGAGCAGGUAAACUGGGUGUCCAAAGAGUGGGCGAAGAGAGCAGCACUCCCCUCUCACGUUGUCACCAUGUUGGAUAACUUCCCCACAAACCUGCACCCCAUGUCGCAGUUCAGUGCCGCCAUCACGGCUCUGAACAGCGAGAGCAGCUUUGCCCGGGCGUACUCUGAGGGAGUGCACAAGUCCAAGUACUGGGAGUUCGUCUAUGAAGACUCCAUGGACUUGAUUGCCAAGCUGCCAUGCAUCGCUGCUAAGAUCUACCGCAACCUUUACCGUGAAGGCAGCAGCAUCGGGGCCAUCGACUCCAACCUGGACUGGUCCCACAAUUUCACCAACAUGCUGGGCUACAGUGACGUCCAGUUCACCGAGCUAAUGAGGCUCUACCUCACCAUCCACAGUGAUCAUGAAGGAGGCAACGUCAGCGCCCACACCAGCCACCUAGUAGGGAGCGCCCUGUCCGAUCCCUACCUGUCCUUCAGCGCAGCUAUGAACGGUCUGGCCGGUCCGCUCCACGGCCUGGCCAAUCAGGAAGUGCUGGUGUGGCUGACGGCCCUGCAGAAGGAGCUCGGAGGAGAAGUAUCUGAUGAGAGGAUGAGGGAUUAUAUCUGGAACACACUCAAGUCUGGCAGGGUGGUUCCAGGCUACGGUCAUGCUGUCCUAAGAAAGACUGACCCGCGUUACACCUGCCAGCGCGAGUUUGCCCUGAAGCAUCUGCCCAAUGACCCCAUGUUCAAGCUGGUUGCGCAGCUUUACAAGAUUGUACCCAAUGUGCUGCUGGAGCAGGGGAAAGCCAAGAACCCCUGGCCCAACGUGGAUGCUCACAGUGGAGUCCUUCUGCAGUACUACGGGAUGACGGAGAUGAACUACUACACCGUCCUCUUCGGUGUGUCCCGCGCUCUCGGCGUCCUCGCCCAGCUGGUGUGGAGCAGAGCCCUCGGCUUCCCCUUGGAGCGCCCCAAGUCCAUGAGCACGGAUGGACUGAUGUCUCUGGUCGGAACCAAAUCGGGCUGAAGCGACGCCUCAGAGGAGCUGAGGGUUGGCAGGAAGAGUGAGACCAGGCGGAAACAUCGAAAGGCAGACACCAGUUGACCCCUUUUGUCAUUUCCAACCCCAGGGAUUUAGUGGGAUUCAAAGAGACAGUACGCUUUUAAUGGUAUUUCGCUAAAGAAGGGCCU
Messenger RNA from Poecilia latipinna (sailfin molly), 1690 nucleotides. It is a transcript of the gene cs, whose product is annotated as citrate synthase. The coding region runs from base 117 to 1526 and encodes 469 amino acids. Gene Ontology annotation, biological process: tricarboxylic acid cycle; carbohydrate metabolic process; citrate metabolic process. Gene Ontology annotation, cellular component: mitochondrial matrix. NCBI's taxonomy places the organism in Eukaryota, Metazoa, Chordata, Actinopteri, Cyprinodontiformes, Poeciliidae. The transcript has 11 exons. The record is from RefSeq and is a predicted model, not a curated record.